GAGAGAGAGAGAGAGAGAGAGAGAGAGAGAGAGAGAGACGACACUAGAGCGAGCGAGGUAGACGCUGAGAUAUUUAUAUCCUAAGCGAGUGCUGCGGAAAAGAGAUAAGGCUUGGGAACCAGUCGCGAUCACCUCGCUUACAGUGCAAAAAAAAACGAUUUGACGGAGCAAGAUGAAACAAUUCGCCUCGUUAGUUUUGUUUGGGACUUUGGCUGCGUUGGCCGUGGUUCGUGGCGCCGACGACCAGGAGAUUUCCUACGAGUAUCACCGUUAUGAGGAGCUGGGCAAAGCCUUGGUGUCGGUGUGGCUCCAAUGCCCGUCCAUCACGCGCAUCUACACCAUCGGGGAGAGCUUCGAGGGCCGCGAGCUGCUGGUGCUGGAGAUAUCUGACAACCCCGGGGUGCACGAGCCUGGUGAGCCUGAGUUCAAGUACAUCGGCAACAUGCACGGCAACGAGGCAGUGGGCAGGGAGCUGAUCAUCUACCUGGCCCAGUACCUGUGCAACCAGUACCAGCAGGACAACGAGACCAUCAUCGACCUGGUCCACAACACGCGCAUCCACCUCAUGCCCUCCAUGAACCCUGACGGCUUUGAGAAGGCCGCCUCGCAGUCCGGAGAGAUCAGGGACUGGUUUGUAGGCCGCAGCAACGCCCAGGGCGUGGACCUGAACCGUAACUUCCCCGACCUGGACCGCAUCAUCUACAUCAACGAGAGGGAGGGCGGAGCCAACAACCAUCUGCUGCAGAACAUGAAGAAGGCUGUGGACGAGAACACCAAGCUGGCUCCAGAGACCAAGGCGGUGAUCCACUGGAUCAUGGACAUCCCCUUCGUUCUGUCAGCUAACCUGCAUGGGGGAGACGUGGUGGCCAACUACCCCUACGACGAGACCCGCACCGACUCCGCCCAUGAGUACAGUGCCAGCCCUGACGAUGUGGUGUUCAAGUCCCUGGCCCGGGCCUACUCUAUGUACAACCCGGUCAUGUCGGACCCCCACCGCGCACCCUGCCGCAAGACCGACGACGACACCAGCUUCACCGACGGCAUCACAAACGGCGGGGCCUGGUACAGCGUUCCUGGGGGCAUGCAGGAUUUCAACUACCUGAGCAGCAACUGCUUUGAGAUCACUCUAGAGCUCAGCUGUGAUAAGUUCCCCAGCGAGGACGCGCUCAAGACCUACUGGGAACAGAACCGCAACUCGCUGGUCAGCUAUAUUGAACAGGUGCACCGCGGAGUAAAGGGCUUCGUGCGGGACCUCCAGGGUAACCCCAUUUCCAACGCCUCCAUCUCCGUGGAAGGCAUUAACCAUGACCUCACCACAGCUAACGACGGAGACUACUGGCGUCUGCUGGCCCCCGGGAACUACAAGGUAGCAGCCUCUGCUCCAGGCUACCUGACCGUCAUCAAGAAGGUGGCCGUCGCCUUCAGCCCAGCCACCAGGGUGGACUUUGAGCUUGAGUCCCUGGUGGAGAGGAAGGAGGAGGAGAAGGAGGAGCUGAUGGACUGGUGGAAGAUGAUGUCCGAGACGCUGAACUUCUAAACACCACAACCAGAUCUGGGACCAUUCAUAAAUCAAUGUGAUAUAUUUAAAACAUUACAUGUGCCCCCCCACUGUAAAGAAAAUAUUGUCUUGGAUCGUUUUGGUUCAUUCCGUUCUCUUUUCAAAUCGUUAUGUUUUGGUUGAAUUUAUAAUUGUUUCGUCGUAAAAACUUUGCCUCGCACACUCUCGCCGUAGAUCCGACGGAUGUCCUACCGACACGCACACGCACACUUACACGCACGCACGCAUAAGUUCAUGCACAAGCGUGUUACUCCACAGACACGCGCUCCAGCACACACAGUGACACACGCAAACAAGAACCGGUAAACAGGAAAACACAAGCAUUCAAACACUGACGGACAUGGGAGGAAGUUUCCUGAAGGGGGGGCUUUGUGCGGGCGAGUACAUUGUUAAUUAAUUGUGUGAUUCAUGGUACAUGAUGUGUUCUCAAGGUGUUCCCAACAACACCCUUCACUCUUUAUUUUGCUGGGGACUAAUAUAAGUAUGGAUGUAACAGACAGAGUUGGCUCAACCACCGCUGUCCAAUAAUUGAUGUUUUUUCCUAAAGGUUUCAUUAUUCCAAGCAUUACACGCCCACACACACACACACACAUGGCCAGGCACACACAAAAAGAGAAAACACGAGCAAAUGCACACACACACGCCUGCACAAGCACAAAUACCAAUACCCAAUUCCAAAAUAAUCAGAACCAUAAGAAUCUCUCUUUCUUCCUCAUAAUCUUGCUCUUAUACCUGUGUACUCCAGUGAUUUGUAAAGGAAAUGUUAAGCUCUGGUACUGAGAUUGUCAGUGAGGUUACAACUCAUUAUAAAAUCACUGUUAACAAACGAA
Gadus morhua (Atlantic cod) is the source of this 2388-nucleotide messenger RNA. It is a transcript of the gene cpe, whose product is annotated as carboxypeptidase E. The record is from RefSeq and is a predicted model, not a curated record. Gene Ontology annotation, biological process: protein processing; peptide metabolic process. Lineage: Eukaryota; Metazoa; Chordata; Actinopteri; Gadiformes; Gadidae. The transcript is spliced from 9 exons. The coding region runs from base 173 to 1537 and encodes 454 amino acids. Gene Ontology annotation, molecular function: zinc ion binding; metallocarboxypeptidase activity.